Messenger RNA from Astyanax mexicanus (Mexican tetra), 6833 nucleotides. RefSeq names its product autophagy related 9B (gene atg9b). Gene Ontology annotation, cellular component: autophagosome; phagophore assembly site. The transcript is spliced from 15 exons. Gene Ontology annotation, biological process: protein localization to phagophore assembly site; autophagy of mitochondrion. Lineage: Eukaryota; Metazoa; Chordata; Actinopteri; Characiformes; Acestrorhamphidae. The record is from RefSeq and is a predicted model, not a curated record. Bases 131 to 2587 code for a protein of 818 amino acids.
GCGGCGUGACGUCAGGGAGUUUUGUUGACAUGUAUGUGUGUUUUUGUUGAGGAGACUGGAGCAGUGGACCCGUCUGCGCUCGGAUGGACCUGACCUGUGUUAUUUAGUUGGAGUGAGAAUGUGAAGCACCAUGGCUGAUUUUGAAGCCUAUCAAGAGUACCAAAGAAUUGAAGAUUAUGAGGAAGACUCGCCUCCAGGAGAGGAGGAUUUGCUGAUUCAUGUUCCAGAAGGCCUCAGAGAUUCCUGGCAUCACAUCAAGAACCUUGACAAUUUCUUCACAAGAAUUUACCAUUUCCACCAGAAGAAUGGAUUUACCUGCAUGGUGGUGUCGGAGUUAUUUGAACUUGUACAGUUUCUCUUUGUGGUCACUUUCACAACGUUCCUCUUCAACUGUGUGGAGUAUGAUGUGCUGUUCGCCAACCGGGCGGUGAACCACACUGGUCAGAGCCUCAACCCACUAGACAGGAACAAGGUCACCCUACCUGAUGCCAUCCUCCCUAGUCAGCAGUGCAUUGAGAGGAUUCAAAGCAACAGUUGGAUCAUCUUCCUCCUUAUAAUGGCGGCCAUUUUUUGGAUCUAUCGCCUUGGGAAGGUCAUCUGGAACGUCCUGAGUUACUGGGAGAUCCGUCAGUUUUAUAUAAAAGCCCUGAAAAUCAGGAUGGAUGAGCUGUGUAACUUCACCUGGCAGGAAGUGCAGGGGAGGCUGAUUAACCUGCAGCGCGAGCAGCAGAUGUGCAUCCACAAGAAGGAGCUCACUGAGCUGGACAUCUACCAUCGCAUCCUGCGGUUCAAGAACUACACAGUGGCCAUGAUCAACAAGUCACUGCUGCCCGUCCGCCUGCGCGUGCCCUUCUUCGGGGACGUGAUCUUCCUCACGCAGGGCCUGAAGUACAAUUUCGAGCUCAUCCUUUUCUGGGGGCCCUGCUCUCUGUUUCAGAACAAGUGGAACCUGCACCCCAAAUACAAGCGGGCGAGCAACCGCCUGGAGCUCGCUCGGCAGCUGAGCCGGAUCAUCCUUCUGGCUGGGAUUGCGAAUCUGUUGCUGUGUCCGUUUGUGCUGGUGUGGCAGGUGCUGUACGCCUUCUUUAGCUACGCUGAGGUGAUCAAGCGUGAGCCGGGAAGCCUGGGUGCACGGCGCUGGUCGCUGUAUGGCCGUGUCUACCUGCGGCACUUCAACGAGCUGGACCACGAGCUGCAAGGCAGACUGGGCCGAGGCUACAAGCCGGCCGCCAAGUAUAUGAACGCCUUCAUCUCGCCGCUGCUGGCAGUGCUGGCUAAGAAUGUGGCAUUCUUCUCGGGCUCUGUACUGGCCGUGCUCAUUGCGCUGACCGUCUAUGAUGAGGAUGUCCUCACUGUGCAGCACAUCCUCACUGCCAUCACUGUACUGGGCGUGGUCAUCACUGUCACCAGAUCCUUUAUCCCAGACGAGCAUAUGGUGUGGUGCCCAGAGCAGCUGCUACAGUGUGUGUUAGCGCACAUUCAUUACAUGCCAGACCACUGGAAGGGCAAUGCCAAUAAAAGUGAAACUCGUGAUGAAAUGGCCCAGCUGUUCCAGUAUAAAGCGGUGUUCAUACUGGAAGAGCUGCUCAGUCCAAUCAUCACUCCUUUUAUCCUCAUCUUUCUGUUACGGAACAAGUCUUUGGAAAUCAUUGACUUCUUUCGCAAUUUCACUGUGGAGGUGGUGGGCGUCGGUGACAUAUGCUCCUUUGCGCAGAUGGAUAUUCGCCGCCAUGGCAACCCACAGUGGAUGUCAGAGGGCCAGACUGAGGCCUCUGUGUACCAGCAGGCAGAAAAUGGCAAGACAGAGUUGUCCCUCAUGCACUUCACCAUAAAGAACCCACGCUGGCAGCCUCCCCAAGAGAGCUCGGUCUUCAUCAGCCACCUGCGUGAGAAGGUGCAGCAGGAUGCACAGACCGGACCUUCGCCUCAGCUCCUCCUGUCUGAGGCUCCUCUGUGCACCUCACUGCUCUCCAACGAAUCUGCCACUGCUCCUGACAACCUGUUGGCGAGUGUGCUGGCCCACCCGGUGCUGACAGCGUCCGGUUUACCUGGAUGGAACCGCCGUUUCAUUCCCCAAAGCAGUACAGCCUCAGCCGCGGCCAGUGUGCUGGCCUCGUUCUCCUCCUCACAGCAGCCCCAUGCAGGUCGCACUCGCUCACAUGUCCUGCUACCUUCUGCCCUUCACAGCCACGAGAGCCCCAUGUAUCACAGCGACCACACUGCUGCAGAGAGCAUGUCUGCCAGUGACUCCAAGGUCUUCAGCCAGUCCAAUGUGACCCUGCUCUCAGAGUUUGCAUCUGCAGAAAUGAGCCUGCAUGCCAUAUACAUGCAUGAGGUCCACCAGCAAAAGUUUCAGACUCAUCGUGGACCAGGCCAGGUCCAGACUCCUGUGGCCAUGAGGGACAUUGGUGCUGCUGCAGUCCCAGCGCCUGGGUCUCAGAUGCAGUCCACCCAAACGGCCAGCCUGGUGGUGCCUAGCCCACUCCGGCUCGGAGGCUGGGUAGAGGAAGAGGAGGAAGAAGAAGAGGAGGAGAUAAACAGCAGCCCUGCGCCAGAUCCCAGUCAGACCAGCAGGGGGAGCAGCUGAAGUGCCUUACAGCUCUAGGUCUUUGCAUUCAUUUUCUGGAAGAACGUUGUGGCCUUAGUUUAAUUUGAAGCUUUUUGAUCAAACGUGUCGGUCGGCCACAGUCCAGCUGCAGCAGCCGUCAGAUCAGAACCUUCACUGCACUGUCUUCCAGCAGCCCAGAGGAGCCGUGGCAUUGUGGACUACAGUGUAUGUCGACCACUCCUCCUCUCGCUUCUUAUUGUCACAAAUAUUUAAUUUGGAGGACUAUUCUUUCUUUUUUUUGGUUUUGUUUUUGAAUGUGUAGAGUCUGAGUGAAUGUUUGUCCCGAGACCAAGGAUGCUUGUCCUUAGCAGUGUGUUACAUAACCAGAAAAUACCAGAAAAAUAUUACAUUACUAGAUGCUAAAAGAAACAUAAGUUUGGUGGCAAGCAUUGAAUCGGACAUGAUUGGUGUGGUUGCUGUUUUAAAUCACUGAUCAAUAGCAGUAGUGUUAUGUUUUUUUGUGUGUGUGUAAGACACCUCAGCAAUGGACAUCUACAUAAAUCUGUUUAUGUCAGAGUUCAGAAGUUUUAGAAGUGAGAAGAAAACAAAACUAGACCUACUUACAAUAGAAAUGCUGCUUGAGCAUGAGUAACAAAUGUGCACCCUAAAACAGAGUUUCAAAUCUCUGUUUUAUCCUGAGGGCAUUCAGAUUCUUUCGCCCAGGUUGAGAUUUACAAGCAAAACAUUAAACAUCAGUUUCAGACCUUAAGGCUACGUUCAUAUUGCAGGUGUAUUUGGCCCUAAUCCGAUUUGUAUUUUUUGAUAUUUGUUUUGACGGUCGGUGCUGUGUAACUGACAUGCAUGCACAUAACAGCAAAGCUUCACAUGAAGUUUCAGUUUCAUCCUUUCCAGCAUCACAAAAGCUAGAAAGGUAGAAAGCUAGAAAGUCAGGCUGACACAGCUGGGCUUAUCACCUAUAUACCCCCUUAAACUUGUACUUGGCUAUGGUCACUUUGUUGACGUGUGUUCAUUCUUUAAACUUAAUUUUUUCAAGUUUUAUUUUCGUGUUACCUAUUUUUUUUUUGCCAAAGAAACACUCAUUCACCGCUUACCAAUUUUUCAUGUCCAUUUUCCUUCUCAUUGCCUUUUUCCAUUUCUUUUGAUGUAAAAGCCUCGCUUUUCUGUAAAUCAGAUAAGUCUUGAAUUUUAAUACCUGCCUCACAAAAAACACUGUCAUAGAAAGACUGGAAUGACACUGGAAUUAGGCCAACUCUUACCUGCCGAGUGAACAUAGCCGAAGAGUCUGCAUUUAUUAGCAUGAACGUAACUGUCCUAAAAACGUUACAGCUGUUUUACACUACAAAAUUGUUAAAAGUUACCAUGCCUGAAGAUGUGUUUUUUGCUAAGGUGUUUGUUGAAGCAGCAUUGAUAUGAAUUUCUUUCAACUCUGCUAAAACAUUUGUUUGUUCAUUAUUUUUUUUUAUUUAUUUGUUUUUUUUUUGUUUGCUUUUUCUUUUGGGUGCUUAGUGAAGCGAAAGUGUUUCUAAUGGAUAAUUUUAAUAUUCUAAAGUUAUUACAACACUGCAUGAAAAACUAAGUAAUAGGUCAAGUAAUUUAACCACUAAAAAACCUUUUUUUAAUGUGUAACCCAAAAUACAAACCCAAAAUAACACAGACAGUGACAGUCCUGUCUUAGGGGUCACAGUUGUUUUGAAUAUAGAAUGAAAAUAUAGAAUGUAGUGCUCACAUGAUCCCUGUCUGCUUGCACAGUGGCACAGUGUGAACUGAACUGACACCACUGGACAUUUUAAUAAUAAUCAUAGAAACUGACAUUAAAUGGUGAUUCCACUGUGAUUUACAUGAUUUAAAGCGGGGAGGUGUACAAAAGAACAAAUGCUACAUGACAUAUUUAUACUUAUUGGCCAUUUUAUAAGGUACUCCCAUUAAAUUAAAGCCCAGAGUUCAGCACAGUCCACCAACCAAAGCCGUCCUAGUCAUUUCUCAAAAACUGAGCAAUGACUAAUGUCUAGGGCAGUGGUCCUCUAAACUUAAGUCUGAUGCCACUUCAGAAGUUCUUGGUCCUCUACUGGUCUAGAGCAGGGGUGAGCAGUUCCUGUCCUGUAUGGCUGGAUUCCUGCACAGUUUUGUCCCUUCAGCUCAGCCAUCACCCCUGAUUCCGCUCGCCUGUUUAUUGCCAGAUUCUUUUUUAAAUCAGAUCUGUUAAGAUUGUGGUCACAUUUUAAACCACCUCCAAGGUUAUGUUCAGACUGCUGACCAACUGAGUUAGUUUCUUAGAUCAGAUCUCUCGAAAUGACCGUCUGAGAUCAACACUGUCAUUUGCAAGUGAUCAGAUUUGUGUGUCUAGACAUCAUGCAUUGGUUGCUGUGGUAACGAGGUUGGGGUCAGAAACUAACCUUUGCCGCACUUUUUGGACCCCCAAGUAUCAGUCUGAAUUUGAUGAGGUUAGGCAAACGACUCACUGAAAUCAAAUCUGAGCUGCCAGUGUAUCCAGCCUCUGUUCCAAUCAGAUUCUCACAAAUCAAUCUGGAUUCAAUCUAGAAAAAAUGGAACUGGCAGUCUAAACAUAAUCUAAAUACGGUUAGGAUAAGAUUUGAGAAAAAAAAAAGAGUCCAGAUAUGCCAAACAUUUGAUUUGGGCUGAACGUAUCCUAAAUGUGGUCAGAUUAUCAAAAAUUUAAAUAAUCAAUUUGUAUACCAUCUAGACAAAAAUUUUGUCUUCAGAUUUGGGUAGUCUGAACAUUUGACUAUCUGAGCAGGGAAAUCCGCAAACUGUGCUAGACUUUGGCCCGUAUUGUUGAUUAUCGCACUAUUGUACAUGAAAAAAAGAUGAUCUGUAAUGCUUGCUGUGCCUCCAUCAAUAAUACCAGUGCAAUACACACACAUCACCGUGUCUGUGUCACAGCUGUGCUGACGGUAAUCUACCCUGUUAAUAAUAUCUGGUCUGCAGCGAGCGGUCCUGUGGUGAUUUUUCUCCAUUGUUGAAUAGGGAAGUGAUAAAUUGAGCAGCAACAUCUGGGAUAGACCUGAUAAAAUGGUGAAUAAUGCUGUAUGAGUAUUUAUUUCUUUUCUUUUUUUUCUUUUAAAAUGUGUGUACACCUCCUCUAUCUUUUCAGAGAGCUCCAAGAUAACAAUUAAGUGUAAAUAGUCAUUUCCCCCCCAGUAUUUGUGAACUGUUAGUAUGGUGCUCAUACAACAACCACAUUGGUCCUACGAAGUCGGUCCUCACUAUAGCUACUAAUUAAGGAACUGAUUCAUUAGGUAUGCAUUAGCUUUUAAUCAAACCGUAGACCUGUUGUCAGCUCGACAAGUGAUAUUAAUAGGUUUUAAUAAUCUGUUCUCGUGUACCGUUCCCAGAUACAUAUGGCUCUAAUACAUAUCACAGACAGGCUAUUACAGGAGCCAGAAGGCUAUGACAGUUUCUAUAAACUCUGAUGUAGUAUUCUCUUGUUGAGCUCAUACAGUGCCUUGCUGCCCCCCCUGCGACUAGCAGCAAGUGCCCGGCUCAGCUGUCCACUGUCCACACCUCCAACCGAGCACAUCCCGUGGGUACAACAUAUCAAUUUGAAGCAGCCCUUCCUGAUGGUUUGUCAAAAGUGAGUUGUUUUUGUUGUGUGUAGGAAAAGUCACAUCAGUGUAGGUCAGUUCUGAGUCACUUUCUUUGUACAUCAGGGUGUACAUCAUAUGCAUAGAUCUUCAAAGGAAUAGCUUAAACAAACAUGCUAGCUGAAAGCUAACAACAAAUGAAAGAUCAUAUUCUACCCAGCCACCAACGAGCUGCUCACAUUAGCAACCUGCUAAUGAAGGUUGUUAUCUUGUGACUGGACUAUUCCUUUACCACAAACUGAAAUACCUCCAGAUGAGUGUUGAAACAUCAGACUAGUUAAUGUACAGUAUUUAUUUUUGGUGGAUGUAACGUGUUUUCGCAGCUUAAAUACAGAGAGAGAAACCUCAGCGUGUGAUUCAUCAGAUGAGAAAUGUUCACGCGGCAUGUUUCACGGCUAUUAAAGGCUUGCCAUUUUACGCAUAAAUACCGAGCAUGAGUAGAGAAAGGUGGUUCUUUGCACAGAUUCAGAACGAUAACUUUAAUUGCGAUAGUUUGCGAUCCGUUACUUUUACAUCUCCGUUAUCCUCAUGUCCACUAUGAGCAGUCUGAAAUAGGACUGUGCAAGGUGCUAUAUAUUUUGUUGGGUUGGUUUCAAUAUUUAUCUAUUUUUUAUUUUUCUGACUGUUUUGUCUGAGUAAAUCAACUUGAUUAAAAAAAAAAA